Molecule: messenger RNA, 588 nt
Organism: Rotaria sp. Silwood1
Lineage: Eukaryota; Metazoa; Rotifera; Eurotatoria; Philodinida; Philodinidae
Source: the annotation of a GenBank genome assembly
AUGAAAUUAAUAAUUGAUCAUAAAAAUCAUCCAUUAUGGGUUACACCAGAUGGUCACAUUUUUUUUCUUGAAUCAUUUCCAUCAGCUUAUAAACAAGCUCAUGUUUUUAUAAUAACUAUUGCGGAUCCUAUUAGUCAACCAGAAUAUAUACAAGAAUAUAAAUUAUCAGCAUGUUCACUCUAUGCUACUUUAUAUGAAAAAAUUAAUCAUGAUAAUGAAGAUUUAAAAAAAGUCUCAUUUGAAAUUCUUCCAAAUAAAAUUAAACGUUUACGUAAACGAUGUCAACAAUUCGAAUAUCCAUUACUGGAUGAAUAUAAUUUUCAUUGUAAUAGAAUAUUUACAAGUUUGAACAGUGAACUUCGAUCAAGUUUAAGAAAUAUGUUUGCUAAUAGAUAUGCCUGGUCUGGCUUGAUUGUUCUGCCAUGUGGUGUUAAUCAUAUUGCUGAAAUUAAAUGUGACGAAGCAUGGUAUCGAACAACACUAGAAUUUUUAAAAAAAUAUUUUUCAAUUAAAAAUGAUCAAUUUCGACGUUUACUUUUAUUUGUUGAUACAUCAUUUGAUUUAUUUGCUGCUAAUGUAUUAACAUAA